Molecule: messenger RNA, 6863 nt
Organism: Notolabrus celidotus (New Zealand spotty)
Lineage: Eukaryota; Metazoa; Chordata; Actinopteri; Labriformes; Labridae
Product: collagen alpha-1(XVIII) chain-like
Exons: 44
Coding region: 294-4094 (1266 amino acids)
Source: RefSeq, a predicted model, not a curated record
GUCUGAGGGGAGGGCCGGAUUAGAAAAGCGGUGGUCCAUAGAGAGACACGAGGAGUCAGAUUUCAGUUUAUGCGAGGGCCCCUGCAGUCGAGACUCACUGAAGCUGCCUUUGUUUGACCGGGGAACCAAAAGAGAGAGAGAGAGGGAGGAGGAGGAGAGUCAGAGGCUUUUAGUUUGGUGUCAGUGAGAAAGGGGGCAGAGUGGGCUCCAUCUCUCUCUCUCUGUGUCUUACCAAGGCUCUCACACAUGAACAGGACAACUUUAGUUUGGAUCUAAGCUCAACAUCACUAAAGAUGACUUCACGGAUUCCUCCCUGGCUCUUUGGAUUAUUUCUACUCGUCCUCCAGUUCUGCUUCCACCACUCCUCUGCCUAUGAGCCGUUGGAAGAUCGGGGUUCCUCAGGAGCCUUGGACCUCACCGAGUUGAUCGGCGUCCCCCUCCCUCCCUCCGUCUCCUUCGUCACAGGAUUUGAGGGUUACCCCGCCUACAGCUUCGGCCCGGAUGCCAACGUGGGCCGCCUCACUAAAUCCUUCAUCCCCGACCCGUUCUACCACGACUUCGCCAUCACGGUCACGGCUAAAGCGACCACGCGCCAAGGUGGGGUGCUGUUCGCCAUCACGGAUGCUUACCAAAAGAUUGUACACCUGGGGAUCGCAUUGUCCGAGGUGGAGGAUGGUUCCCAGAGAGUCAUGCUGUACUACACCGAGCCGGGGACGAGAGGGACGCAGGAAGCAGCUUCCUUUAAGAUGGGAGACCUGACGGGGAGAUGGGCGAGGUUCACUCUGACUGUGCAGGGGGCCGAGGUGCGUCUCUUCAUGGACUGUGAGGAAUACCACCGUGUGGACUUCAUCAGAACUCCUCAGCCCCUGACCUUCGAGGCCAGCUCUGGCAUCUUCGUGGGGAACGCAGGCGGGACGGGCCUGCCGAGGUUUGUGGGCUCCAUCCAGCAGCUGGUGCUGAAGUCAGAUCCCACGGCCCCAGAUGACCAGUGUGAGGAGGACGAUCCGUAUGCGUCUGGAUACGGAAGCGGUGAUGAUGCUUACGACGACAUGGAGGGACGAGAAGAAGUGAAGAAGAUUGUGGAGGAGAGAGAGUACACCAUGCCCCUCCUGGAGUUGGACCCCACCUACAGCAGCCCUGUUCGAGCUCCGCCCACUGAGAUGUCACCAAUUGACGAUGAAGACACAGAGGAGACGUCAGGACAGGAGGCGGAGACGACCACAGUGAGAGUGAAAUCAGUCCGGACGAAUUCUCCUGCCUCUGUUCCUGACACUUCCCUGCAGGUGUCUCCACAGCAGAAAGGGGAGCGAGGUGAACCAGGUCCAGCCGGUCCCCCAGGACCACCUGGCCUUCCAGGACAAGCCUCAGGGGAUGGUCGGGGAGGGGGGCCGGGACCUCGGGGUCCACAAGGGCCACAGGGAUCUGCAGGCACACCUGGACUUCCUGGGAAAGAUGGACAGCCAGGAAGCAAAGGUGAAGACGGUGUCGCUGGGGCAACUGGGAUUCCAGGAUUUCCAGGAAUACAGGGAGAGCCUGGUCCAAAAGGAGAGAAGGGUGAUCGUGGUGUUGGACUACCAGGUAUUCCAGGCCCUCCUGGACCUCCAGGUCAACCAAGCAAGUCUCCCAGGUCCCUGGAGGGGUCAGGAUUUGAAGACUUUGACAGUGAUGCAGAGAUUCUUAGGGGCCCUCCAGGACUACCAGGGCCACCUGGACCCCCAGGAACCCCAUCUGAUGACAUAUUUCCUGGACCACCUGGGGCACCUGGGAGAAAUGGGAAAGACGGAGCGAGGGGAGAACCUGGGCUCCCUGGAGUUGAUGGGAGAGAUGGAGAUCCUGGGCUUGCUGGGGUGAAAGGAGACAAGGGAGAGCCUGGGGUGAACGGGCAGCCAGGACCAAAGGGAGAUCAGGGCCCUCCAGGGUUUCCAGGUCUAGCAGGCUCAGAUGGUCCAGAGGGGCCACCUGGUCAAAGGGGUCUACCUGGUCCUCCUGGGCCGCCAGGUCCUCCUGCAAGAGGAUACACCAUGGACUUUGAGGACUUAGAAGGAUCUGGGAUGCUGGGUGGUUUGGGGGCAGUGCCCUCCGGAGGUCCACAGGGUCCUCCAGGUAUCCCUGGACUGAGAGGACCACAGGGUCAAGAUGGUUUAGCUGGCCUUCCUGGAAAGCCGGGGCUGAAGGGGGAGCCUGGCAUCACCGGACGACCAGGGUUUCCAGGGAUAGAAGGACUUAAAGGGGCAGAGGGACAAAAGGGGAGCAAAGGGGAUCUAGGACAAAAGGGAGAUGCAGGACGGGAUGGGACCAGUCUCCCCGGCCCUCCUGGCCCACCUGGCCCCCCAGGACCCGUCAUCAACCUGCAGGAUCUUAUGCUGAACGGUACAGAUGGUGACUUCUCAGGGAUGUUUGACGCUCAGGGAGGCGCUGGUCUGAAGGGUGACUCUGGGUUUCCAGGGAUCCGGGGACCUUCAGGACUGAAAGGUGAAAAAGGAGAGCCUGGAUAUGUCAUUGCAGCAGAUGGAUCCAUGACGUCAGGACUGGCUGGUCCGAUUGGACCAAAAGGAGACAAGGGUGAUUUCGGUGUAGCCGGUCCUCCUGGAAUGACAGGGCCUAUUGGACCAGCAGGACCUAAAGGAGAAUUUGGUUUCCCUGGCAGACCUGGUCGUCCAGGCCACAUGGGAGUUAAAGGAGACAGAGGGGACUCUGGAGGGCAGCCGGGACUUCCUGGUCCUCCUGGGCCACCGGGUCGCCCAGGCAUAUAUAACUGCCCUAAAGGAACAGUGUUCCCCAUCCCACCCAGACCUCACUGCAAAAUGGCCAACUCCUCCAGAAUGUCUCUAAAAUAUUCCUGCACCCUGCAUGUCCGGUCUGGAAAGGUGAAGGCUCAUUGCCAAAACAGAAAUGAGCUGAAUCCAGAUGGAACCGUCUCACUUGGUAACUGUCCCAAAGGAGAAAAGGGGGAGAGAGGUCUCCCUGGGUUACCUGCUCCACCAAACACAUUCCUUCCCCGGGGAGGCUGGGGAGCAAGAGGAGACCAGGGCUUUCAAGGAGAGAGGGGAGACAAAGGGGAGGAAGGGUUGCCCGGUCAACCAGGAAUCCCAGGGAGACCAGGACCUGUGGGACCGAAAGGAGAGUCAGUGCUUGGUCCUCAGGGACCUCCUGGGGUGCCAGGUUCACCAGGUAUUCCAGGCUAUGGCAGACCAGGACCGGUCGGCCCUCCUGGACCACCGGGGCCACCAGGGCUGCCGGUGUCAACCUCAAGAUAUGGCUCAGCUUUGACCAUUGCGGGCCCCCCUGGUCCCCAAGGACCCCCUGGACCACCUGGAACUUCGGGUAAUUCGGCAUCUAUGAAAACCUUUUCUAGCCGGGAGAUCAUGAUGCAGAAGACGGUCAGAGACGCAGAGGGAACUCUGGCGUACGUUACGGGAACAGGAAGCCUCUUCAUCAAAGUUUUGCAGGGAUGGAAAGAGAUACAGCUUGGCAGCCUGAUCUACCUCUCCAAUAACAUUAUUCCACAAGAUGAGCCUCGUGUUGCGUAUCAGACAAGAGGACACACGAUGGAAAGGGUGCGUUCACCAACAGAAAGGCUCAACAUAGUGGCCUUAAACCAGCCUCACUCAGGCGACAUGAUGGGGCUCGACACGGCCGAUCGGAUGUGUUACGAGCAAGCCAAGGCGAUGGGUUUACCUCCCAACUACCGCGCCUUCAUUUCCUCCCACAGGCAAGACCUGGUCCAUGUGGUCUAUCCUGGCUUCAGGGAAACUCUGCCCGUUACCAACCUCAGGGGAGACAUCAUGUUCAGGAACUGGCGGUCAAUUUUCACCGGUGAUGGGGGGCCACUUAACUCCAGGAUACCAAUCUACUCUUUUGAUGGCCGGGAUGUUUUAGCUGAUCCCUUCUGGCCUCAGAAGAGCAUCUGGCACGGCUCUAGCAACCGGGGUCUACGGGUGACGGACAAACACUGUGAGACGUGGCGUGCCAACCACAUGUCCGUCAUGGGCCAGUCAUCCAGUCUGACCUCAGGUCUGCUCCUGGGCCAGCAGACACGGAGCUGUUCCAACCAGUACAUCGUGCUUUGCAUCGAGACCCACAAAAACUCUUAAAUCUCCCAAAACCACUCCAUCAAAAGAACCCGCCAAAACACAGAGAGAAGAUCUAAGUGACUCUUUUUGGAAAAAGAUGUUGAUCACAUCUUCGGUGCUACAUGUAGCAUUUUAUGGUUGUUAAAAUCCGACGACCACAUUCACUGCCUCGUUAAAAACACAGAAGAUACUAAUGCCUUUACAUCUCUGCCGUCUUCAGUGUUUUUCCUGAGAGGCGAGACGAUGAAGAGGCUGAAACAAACUCUUACCAACUUAUAAUCUGGGAAUCUAAGCUAAUGUGAGGAUGAUUCUACGCUGUGGCUCUGGAAUAAUUUUGCCUUAAAGAAAUGUCCAUUUGGUCCAGAGGACUCCCUUUAUGUUCAAACUAGUGGCACAUAAUGUAAAAUGCAACACGAAGGCUGAUGGGUUUGAAGUGGUGCCAAUGCUGACAUCUCAAAGAGAGUGUGGUAAUAGUCUGUUGAUGAUAGCGUGUCCACUGCCGCGUUUUUUUAUGCUGGGAGCGCCCAUGACCUCAAUUUCAGAGCGCUUCCCACCAGCGUAUACUGUUGUUGGGUAUCGAAGGUCAAUCUGCGUCCUGCUAGGUCUGUUUUAAAAAGCUCUGUAUGCUUCAUUCACGCUUUCAUUCAAUGGUAUUUUAACAUGAAACUGUAAAACCUAUCGAUAGAAAUCGUGUCAGAGCAUCAGCAGCAGCUCUAAACCAGGAAAUGAUAUCUCCAAAAGACGAGUGUGAUCACUUUUCUCCUCUGCACCGACCUCCUCCAUUGUGUUGACAAAGAUGAUUGAAGUAGUCCCGCCCCUUCUUGAUUCUGAUUGGUCAGUGAUCAAGAAGUCAGAAAUCAGCUGACCCUGAGGGCGUUUCGCACUAAGGGUACUGAGUGCUUAAAACACUGAAUCACAGUUUGCAUAGAAAACAGGUGCUGCCAGUGCAAAAAAUGGCAGCAGUGGACACGCCCCCUUAGUAUUUUUGUUCAAGGGAAGUAGAAUCAUUGCAACAAGACACAUCUGUGUCACUUUAAAAGAACCAAAUACAAAGUAGCAGAAAUGGCUUUUACCACACGGGUGGCCACCAUUGACUGUAUACAGGAAGUUGAUGUCAACAUCUGUGACUUCACUUGACUUUUUUUUUCAAAACCUCAAGCUUGGCACAAAAGUAAAAUGAUGACAAGGCGUUCAAUGUGGUGUACAGUAAAUAAAAAAUAAUUUACAAAAGAAGUGGUAGGAGACUCAGUUCAGUAGUAAAAAAAACUCCUAGAGGAUAACAUAAGUUAUUUUUUUAAUCUGUUUUCAUGUUUCCAGACAGACGUCCCCAUCUGUUUUUAUUUUGGAUCUGUAUCGCCAAUUUUACUCUGGAUUGGAUCAAAUUGAAUAUUAGCAUUAAAGCUGCUGUUGGUAGUCGUGAUAUAAACAUCAGUUCUGAGAGAGAUUUUGAAUGUCAACACUACCCCUACCCUCUCUGCUGUUGUAACCUCGCCCUGUGCGUGUUCCAUGAGGAAGUAGUGGUUUCCCAGCCAAUCAGGGCGACGUAGUGGGGCCGCCACUCGACCAAUCAGGACAGAAGUUGGGGAGUAGCUCUGAUUGGUCUGCGAAUACCAGGAACAAGGGGAAUAAUAACAUCACUUGAUACAUAGGCAUUGGAAAACACAGAGAUUUAUUAUGACCUUUUCUCCAAACCCAGAAGAAAAAAAGUACAGUUUUUGACACCAUUCCUACCAACAGAAGCUUUAAGCUACAUCAAAGACGACUUGAAUUAGAGAGUGGGACUUUUAACUAAUUUGGAAAAUGUUGAUGAAUGUGAUAAAUCAAGAGAUAAGUAGAGACGUUUUCUCAUUAGCUUUCAUUAAAUCACACUUCUUUUUGGAAAAUAUUGGAGUCGCCCCCUGCUGGCCAUUAGUAACAAUGCAGGUUGUCGCUAACGGUUCAGCUUUGGCUUCACUUGUUGAACCCUGUGGCUACAUCCACUUCUUAUAUACUGUCUAUGAGAAACACCCAGUCAUGUUAAGAACGAGAGGACUACCUUUCUAAAGUUGCCUCUUUAUCUUUAAGCGAAAACUGAAGACCGAGGAAUCCACGCCUCUCCUGAAACAUGGUUGGUUUUUUUUAAAUGAUGGAUUUCUAAAGACUUUUGAGAUGGAAGCAUAACAGACUACUUUGACUUUGUUGUUUUCAGGUUGUAAUCAAUUCAUUUUUAAAGCUUACUCAAAGUUAAAAGGCAUAAAUGUUCUUCCCAUAGCUUGCGUAGUUCCUCAUCUUUGAGACCAGACAGCCAGUGUUGCCACCAAAGAAAUUUCGAUGCACUGUACUUUAUUUUUUUUAUAUAUAUUUUGUAGUUCUAACAUUUUCAUCCUUAAAAGUGUUGUUGUAGCUUUGUUCAUACAUCUUGUUGAUCUCACUUCCUAGCAGUUCUUUCUCUCGGUAGGCUAUUUAAUUUAAAUCCAACGAUUUAUUUAUACCGUCACAGCACAUAACAUUUAAAAACAAAUCAGAAGAUUAAAUUUAAGAAUGUAAUUUAUCAUGUGUUGGUUGUUUCUUCACACUUUGUGCGUCUUUUCUAUUCUUUGUACAGUUUUUAUUUUUACAGUAAUAGAGUUUUGAAGAAUGUUGUCAACAGUCAGAACAAAUUUCCAUAGUUGGAAAAUUAAAAGUGAAACAAGUGAAAUAUUUCAAGACUGAAAAAAAAAAGAUUUUAGAUGAAAACUUCUAAGGGAAAAUAGAGCACAUGUUUUGUAUAAAUAUUGGUGCUUUGUUUAAUAAAAUUUUCUCUUUUGGUAA